Magallana angulata is the source of this 824-nucleotide messenger RNA. RefSeq lists its product as uncharacterized. Lineage: Eukaryota; Metazoa; Mollusca; Bivalvia; Ostreida; Ostreidae. Gene Ontology annotation, cellular component: membrane. Gene Ontology annotation, biological process: copper ion transmembrane transport. The record is from RefSeq and is a predicted model, not a curated record. Gene Ontology annotation, molecular function: copper ion transmembrane transporter activity. Bases 157 to 684 code for a protein of 175 amino acids. The transcript has 5 exons.
GCAGUCUCUUUCUGGGUGACCGGACCUUGAAGAAGGCUUGUCAAAUGAUAGUGGCUGUGUGCAACUAAGUCUUCAUCGUGGAGGAAGUCAUAAUGAAUUUAACGCUCUGUCUGUGAAAACUGUGUUCUUAACAGUUCUAGAAGUUUUGUUCACAGGAUGUAUAGUUAUUGGACAACGUUGACAAGGACCCAUCUGAUACAUGAUGCCUGGCACCUGGGGACACCGUCAGGAAUAGCAAUGGCUAUGGUUGCAGGUGCAGUCCUGGCAUUUUUGUUCGAGAUUAUCACCCUAAUUCACUAUAGAGUUAUUACCAGAUUGCACGAGAUCGAAAAUAAUUUCCAGCAAUCGACGUCGUGUAACCCCUUUGUGCUUCCACGGCGAUUACUGGGAACGUUUUUGUACCUCAUCCGGGUAACUGUAGCAUAUCUCCUUAUGCUGUGCGUCAUGUCGAUGAACGCACUGAUACUGGUAGCAAUACUGGUGGGAACCGCUAUUGGAUUCUUCCUCAAGGGUUUAUUAAAGAAAAGGAUUUACAGCAGUCAAAAAGACGAAGAGAUUAUUAACCUAAGCCUGCAAAACAAAGAGGAACGACCAAAUUGUCGUAACACAUCCGACCAAGCAGAGCCAUUGCUGAUUCCGAAAGGGCACUGUGGUGGAAACAAGACGAAAACAACAACUGCCUGAGAUUUUUGAAAACAAAGAGUCAGCUUUAUGACAACCACAAAAUUGCAACGUGUUUUUUUUAAAAACCAAAAAUGAUAAAUUUAAAGUUUAAGAAAUGUACAAAUUUACUUCCCGCAUUCAGGUAAUGGUGGAACCAUUGU